AUGGCCCCUCCCAAGCGCGCUUUGUUCUCUCUAAACCUCGAUACCGACGCCGACCACGUGUACCAGAAAGUCGAAGACCACAGCAAGGACGGUACAGAUAGAGUUAAAGUCAUUGAAAGCAAAGGGCCGACACACGGACAUACGGAUCUGAGCUACGUGACGAAACCGUUUGAGAAGACAGUCAAUCGCGCGGUCAACGAGGUCAUUGAAGGAAGCGGACGGAAAGUACAUUCCGCAGAGGGUCACGUAUCGUAUUCGACAAACAGAACGGAACGACGAAGUGGUGGAACAAGAAACCAAGACGACGAAGAAGAACGCGAUCGAAGCCACCAGCAACCCCUCCGCAUAGCCAUUGGCUGCGACGACGCGGGCGUCUCGUACAAGAAAGCCAUCAUCAAAGAUCUCGAAGCCGACUCGCGCAUCGCCUCCGUGACCGACGUUGGCGUACCUGAAAACAGCGACAAGACCGCGUACCCACACAUCGCCGUUGAUGCUGCCAAGCUUGUCGCAGAAGGCAAGGCAGACCGCGCAGUUCUCAUCUGCGGCACUGGUCUCGGUGUCGCCAUCUCUGCGAACAAGGUGCCUGGCAUUAGGGCUGUAACGGCACAUGACUCCUUCUCUGUGGAGCGCGCCAUUUUGUCGAAUGAUGCGCAGGUGCUUUGCAUGGGUGAGCGAGUUAUUGGCAUUGAACUCGCCAGGCGGUUAGUGAAGGAGUGGGUCGGAUAUCGGUUUGACAAGGGCAGUGCGAGUGCGAAGAAGGUACAGGCCAUCAUGGACUAUGAGAAGCAGAACUACGCGGGGUUGGUCAAGGAUCAAGCCGACGCGAAGGGCUGUUAG
Molecule: messenger RNA, 837 nt
Organism: Alternaria ethzedia
Lineage: Eukaryota; Fungi; Ascomycota; Dothideomycetes; Pleosporales; Pleosporaceae
Exons: 2
Coding region: 1-837 (278 amino acids)
Biological process (GO): carbohydrate metabolic process
Cellular component (GO): intracellular anatomical structure
Molecular function (GO): isomerase activity
Source: RefSeq, a predicted model, not a curated record